GGCGGGGGAGAUCCGGGUACCAGCCGGUGGUGCGGUCAUGGCUUGGGGCUUAGUGUGCGGGGUGGAAGCUCUGCUGGUGCGGAGCGGCAGUUUCGUAUGGCAGAUUCUUCUGUGGAUUAUCCGGAGGUUUUACCUGCAAAGGAUGAGGUCGUGCCAGCGGUGCAUACGAACCUGCUUCUACCUGGGUGACGUCUAUCAGAUGACAGAAGGACGACUUUGCCAGGUUCAGUUGCUGGAUGACAGAAAACUGGAGCUGUUGGUUCAGCCAAAGCUGUUGUCUCGUGAACUCUUGGAUUUGGUAUCAUCCCAUUUUAAUCUUAAAGAAAAGGAAUACUUUGGCUUCACCUAUUUGGAUGACACUGGUCAAUGUAAAUGGUUGCAGUUGGACCGCAGAGUACUGGAGCAUGACUUCUCUAAGAAAUCAGGACCCAUUUCUCUUCAGUUUUUGGUUAGGUUUUAUAUUGAAAGCAUUUCACUUUUGAAGGAGCACACAACGGUGGAGUUAUUCUUUCUGAAUGCCAAAACCGCCAUCUAUAACGGUGAUAUAGAGGUUGAGAGCGAGCUGGUUUUUAAAUUAGCUGCUCAUGCGUUACAGGAGUCUAAAGGAGAUUAUACAAGUGAUGAAAACACCAGAGCAGAUCUGAAGAAACUUCCAACACUGCCCACUAAAGUACUGAAAGAGCAUCCAUCACUAGCAUACUGUGAAGAGCGUGUUAUUGAGAACUACAAGCUGUUGAAAGGACUCUCUAGAGGACAGGCCAUUGUGCAGUAUUUGACCCUUGUGGAGUCCUUGCCGACUUAUGGAGUACACUAUUAUGAAGUCAAGGAUAAGCAAGGCAUUCCCUGGUGGCUGGGUAUCAGCUAUAAAGGCAUUGGGCAAUAUGACCAACAAGACAAAGUAAAGCCCCGAAAGCUCUUUCAGUGGAAACAGCUGGAGAAUUUAUACUUCAGAGAGAAGAAGUUUGCUGUGGAGGUAAAUGAUCCUCACAGGCGAGCAGUGACUAAACGUACAUUUGGCCAGACAGGACUGGUGAUCCACACCUGGUAUGCCAGUCACUCAUUGAUCAAAACCAUAUGGAUCAUGGCUAUCAGUCAACAUCAGUUCUACCUGAACAGAAAACAGACUAAAUCGAAAAUCACCACAGCCAGAAGUUUAGGAGAUAUCGCAGCCGAUCUGACGGAGAACGGAGCAUCAAAGAUGAACAAACUGAGUGCAGGAGUGAAAAAUCAACUCAUCAUGGCUAGUAAUGGCAGUCUGGUGUCAACAGGUUCAGCUGACUCAGAAAUGAACGAUGAUCAGAAGAAAGAGAAACUCGCUGAGCUGAGAAAGAAAGAGAGAGAAAUCCAGGAUAUGCUCGAUCAAAAACUCUCUGAACUGAAGGAAAUCUGUCUGCGAGAAGCUGAACUCACUGGCAAACUCCCAAAAGAAUAUCCUGUCUUAAAGGGCGAGACUCCUCCUCAUGUUCGGAAGAGAGUCGGGACGGCAUUCAAACUCGACGACCUUUUCCCAUAUAAUGAGGAUCCAUAUCUCAGAAAUCUGGAGAGUUGCUUUGCACUGCAGCGGAAAAUCGUGGAGGCAGCCAAGAAGCUCGCCGCUGACCCAGACAUCUCUAAAUUAGUGAGGAAGAAGAGGAGGAGGAACUGUCUGGAUGCCAUGCAAAAACUGCAGGGGAUUGAAGAUGAAAUGAAUCAGUACAGACUGAAGAAAGGACAAAAACCAACACAAAGAGCAUCUUUACUCAUAGCAGAUGAACUGUCACAGUCACAGUGCAGUCUUCAGCUGGAUGACGAAGCUGACAGCAGUCAGAGGCCGCGGUCUCGCUCCGUCCAGUGUUCACCGUGUCUCAGUCCUCCUUUGUCUUCUUCAGGAUUGGAGUAUGAAUCGGAUCGACGAUCUCCAGCCAGUGACACACCUAACAGAUUAGAUCAUGAGAUCCAAGGGGCCGGACUUUAUUAUCCUCACCGAGAGGUGUUUUCUGCCCAAAGCAGUCCAUGUAAAACUUUACCCAGAAUGGCGAUGGCUCCCCGCAGCUUACCGCAAACCCCCGUGAUGCCCCGUAGCGCUUACAGCAGCAGCCAGCUCAGGUCAGAAGGUCAUGUCCGUGGUUUCCGGCACCGCAGUGGCAGUUUGGAGUCUCAGGCGCAACUUACGCACUCUUGCUUAACAAAGUCUGUACUCCCGGUGUCUCCGUCUCGCCGUAGCAACAGCACCGAGGUUUUGGACGACUGCUCGUCGUAUUCCAGCAUGGACUACUUCCCCCCCUGCUCGGCUCCCUACCGCAUCCUGGACCACGAUAACCGGUUCCAUCGCAAAGUGGAGAUCUACGGCAAUACUGGCAGCAUGCCCAACCUGGUCCCUCAAAACUCCGGCUGUUACGGCUACCAGCAAAAUCACUACGGACCAAGCGCGUACUACGUGACGGGUUAUCCCAGCUUCGAAUACGAGCCCUGUUCUAACGGAGCUUACGUUUAUGAGAGCGAACUUGAAGGUCACUAUAACAUCAAUCCCUCUUACCCGACACACGGCUACCACGGGCGUAGCAGGAACAGGCAUUAUGGGAUCGAGGGGCUCGACAAUUUGUCCCAGAAUCCGUACGCCACCGUUAGGCCGCCAAGAGGGAGGCAGGGACCUCUAAAUGACGUAUUGACCAAGAACAUGUAUAAGGCUUUGGUGGCAGAGCACCUAAAGGGAUGGUACAACCGAAGCGCCGGCCAGCAAAAGGACCCUUCUGGAUAUCAGCUGGUUUAUACCUACAAGUAUGACCGAGGCUCGCAGCAUAGUCUGGGCUAUCAGACGCUGCCAGCACCCUUCAGUCACUCCAGCAGGACUAACUCCAUCUCCUCAGUCUCAUCUACUGCCAGCGCAGGGGGAAACUGGCAGAGUCAUUUAACCGUGGGCCUGACUGACAGUGAAUUUUUAGACGCUCCCUUGAGCACUUACAGCCCAUCACACAGCCGCAGUCCAACACACAGGUUGGCGGUAGAUUGUGCAGAAAACACAUCAGAGUCACCUGUGGAGGUCUUUACUACCGUAAACAACUGUUCUGAUGGAGAUCAUUAAAGAGCACACGACGACAGAGCACACAAUGGUAUUUUCCAGCUUCUGAAGGACCAAAUGACACAGAACGCAGACACAAUGGACUUAAAUGAUUGUGCCUUGGAAUGAGACGUCCUUCAGUUCCAGGUGACCUUCUGCGGCGGUGAUCAUAAAUGCACAGACGCGUGAGGCGUGGACACCUCGGUGUGGAGCAUAUCAGUGUUUAUAUUCAGUACUGUAGUGAGCACAGAGUAAAAGAAACCCACCAUAUGACAUUACACUGAAUGUGGAUUCAAACAAGAAACAUAACACACACACAUCAGCUUUUAGACUUGCCAUACGCAAAACAGGAAUAGAUUUGAACUCCAUUGCAACAACAGAAGGUAUAAAUAUUAUUAUGAGUGACUGACGAAAUGUUUGUUUUUUAUUGCAUUUAUUUGUAAUUUAUUGAGUCCAUGCAUUAAUGUGCAUUCUGAUUAUGCACCAUUAGAUAAGAAGCGAGUCUUUCCUUGCACAACAUCUGUGCUGUAAAACAAUAGCACUUGAUCGACGUUAAUUCACCAAAUAAAUGCAGAAUGUGGAGAAUUCGAGUAAUUUCAAGACUUUUAAUCUUCUUUAACAACAUAUCCACAUGCCAUGUUGGAAUACAAAAAUCUUUGAAAAAGAUCCCCUUUGUAUGUGUGAAACUUCUGUAUUGUCUGUAUUUGUGUCUUAGAUGCAUGAGAUGUUAAAGCACACAUUUAGCAAGUUGUUGAGUGUUUUUUAAUUGUGUAUGGUUUGAAUUUGAACUUUAACCCUUACAGGCCCAUCAUCAGAGACAGAUAACCAUGUUCAUACACGAGCAAGUAGUCUCUCAUUAUUCAAACAGGAUGUAAAUAAAAAAUCAGGUGUGUAAUAAAAUCAUCAUGACAUCACGCAUUACAUUCACACAGGUUGUGCUGCAGUUAGUUACACAUGAAAAGAUUGUGAGAUGACUUCUGGAUGAUUUGCACUGUGAUGAUGACUCCCUCGGGGACAGGGUGGAAAACUAAAUGCACAUAACCAUUAAAUCCUUCAUACCCUUG
This is a messenger RNA of Misgurnus anguillicaudatus (oriental weatherfish), 4101 nucleotides long. RefSeq names its product FERM domain containing 4Bb (gene frmd4bb). Gene Ontology annotation, cellular component: bicellular tight junction; cytoskeleton; adherens junction. Gene Ontology annotation, biological process: establishment of epithelial cell polarity. The record is from RefSeq and is a predicted model, not a curated record. NCBI's taxonomy places the organism in Eukaryota, Metazoa, Chordata, Actinopteri, Cypriniformes, Cobitidae.